AUGAGCGGUCUUCAUUCUCGACACCCCGGCGGUGGUCCCCUGCCUCCUGCCAUCGCCCAGCCAGCCGGUCCUCCCGGGCUGUCGAUCUCCCUGCACGGCAUCUCGCAUGACUUGACCGCGCCGAUGGACUCCUUCUCCGCGGCCGAGACCAGUGCCGCCGUCGAGGGCUUCUCCCAGCACCACCACCACCAUCACCACCACCACCACCACCACCGGAUGUCGGCCUCGCUGGAUGUCUACGUGCACCAGCUGAGCUUUGCUGCCCUCUUCCCGAACUCCGCGCGCCUGGUCACCCCGGAGCCUGGCCGCCGGUCGGUCCUGACGUCGCCUCUUUCCUCGCGAUCAUCGACCACCACUGCCGGCGGCGGCGCCGGCGGCGGCGGGAUCCACACGUAUCAGCUCCACUCGGCCUCGCAGCAUCUGCACUCCCUGCACUCGGCCUCGCAACACCUGUUCCAUCAGCCCCACGCCCACUGGGCCGGGGACCUCCUGGCCAAGCCAGGACCGUCGCUGCUGACCCCGGUCCCGGGCUUCCCCCAUAGCGGCGGCGGCGGCGGCGGCGGCGGUCCGCCUCUAAGUGCUGGGGCCUCCGGCGGGACGCCACUGAGUGCGGGCGGCCUGCACCUGCCCGGACUCCUGCCCGCCGGCCCCACGACCCUGGUCACCUGGCCCUCGGCCGGAGCGGCCAAUGGCGGCGCUCCGCGCAUGCCGCAUGUGUCCCUCCCGGCGUCCGGCAACUUUCAAGAGCUGUUCGACCUGCUGACCAGCUCCAGCCAGCCAACAUCUGCCCUCUUCUCAGACGACAGUCCGCCCGGGGGGACGGCCACUCGGCCUGCCAAGGCCCCGGCUCCCUCCCGGGCCAAUGCCACCGAGCGCUCUCCCUCUCCCGCCGGCUCGGACCCGGCAUCGCCCGAGGACGGUGGCGGGUCGGAUGAUUCCCCCGAGCCGGAUGACGAAUCCUCGAUCCCCUCAUCGCCGGCCACACUGUCCGGCACGGGGGGCUCCCUCGGCGAGUCGAUCGCCUCCACCACGCAACGCAUCUUCGAGGAAAUCGACCAGCUGAUGUCGCCGCCGGUCCCGCGGCCGCCGCCCAUUUCGCUGGUCGGCGAGUCGGACCAGUUCCCCAUCUACCUGGAGCGGGCAGACGGCACACUCUGCUCUGUUCCGCUUUCGGCCCGGCUCCGGCACUUUGGCCUCGGCCUGGCCCCCCUCUCCAUCCCGGCCGAAUAUCCACUUGACAGCCACCCUCCCUCGGCACAGCCACUGUGGUCCGCUGGAGGGGGCUAUGGACUGCCGGCCUCGCGGCCGCCCUCGGCCCCGCCGUCGGCCGGCUUCCGCUUCCCCAUCAGUCCGGCGGCACCCCCGGGCAGCCACCCGGGGCACCGGCCAUCGGGCCCGGCACCUCCGCCCCCGAGGAUCCAGGUUGAUCCACUGCCUGUCGGGCCCUCCGGCCGGCAUAAUGCCCCCGGCCCUGUGAUUAUCAUUCCCCCUUCACCCGGCGCCACCCAUGGCUCGGCACAGAUGCUCCCCUCUUUGCCAAUGCUCGCGCGCGUGGAUGCCCCUUCCAGCGGGGGUGCGCCCUUGCACAACACCGGCCCAGGGAGCAUCCAACUUUUCACCACAUCCCCCUCCCCGGCACCUCUGCCCAUGGGGCUGGCUCUGCCAGUGACCGCCGAUCUACAGCACCUCCCGCAAAUGUACGUGGCUAGCGGCAGUGGCGGCAGCAGCAGCAGCAGCAGCAGCGGUGCCAGUGGCAGUGGCAGCGCCGUCGGGAUGGAGUGCCGAUCGCGGGCCAGCGGCUGGCCUGGCCUGCUUCCCGGUACCUCUGCCAUGGCCAGCGGAGGAUCGACCCUCCAUUCGCCCGUGGACGAUGAUCCGGUUAAGCGCAAUCUGGCCUUUUUGUCACGCAGUAUGGCCAGCGGCCGGGCUUUCCUCCCCACAGGCUUUGUUUCUUCGCUGGAGAACACGCCCCAACCACAGCCCCUGGGGCCGCUUGGGUUCCUGCAUCCGGGCGCAGAUGGGCAUGAUCUCCAGCAGCCGCUGCUGAGCAAUGCCGGGCUUCUGACGCUCAUAAGCACCCCGGGCCCUGGAUCAGCUCCCGUCUCGCCCAUUUCACUGUCAGGAUACCACCCCUCCCAUCAGCAACAUCAGCAACAAUAUGGUCCCCCUCUCCCGCGGACAGGUGUGGCUGCGGUUUCCUCUUCACAAUAUCCCUCGCCCGGGCCGCCCAACGGCUCGGGCAGCUUCCCGCCCCCCUCACCGGGGGCCGUCGCAAGCUUCGGCGGUCUUCAUUCGUCCGCCCGUGCUCCUGUAUCUCCAGCGCCAGUGCUCAGCCCGCUGUCGAUGGACUACUCUGGCCGAGCGGUCCUCCUGCCGGGCGCGCAUUCGGUGGCUGAUGUGGCAAGCAACCUGCGCCUGCUCGACAGCGUGACCGACUUGGGGCUCCGGCGGCCAGGUGGUACCGGGCCUCGCCCCGGGCAUCCACCACAGCCAGGCAGUGCUGGUGGCUUUGUACGAGCCCCGCACUCAGCUGGAGGGCAAGCUCCUUUGUCUGCUGGCGGACAUGCACCCCACUCGGCCGGCAUGCAGGCCCCCCACUCGGCCGGCAUGCAGGCUCCCCACUCGGCCGGUAUGCAGGCUCCCCACUCGGCCGGCAUGCAGGCUCCCCACUCGGCCGGCAUGCAGGCUCCCCACUCGGCCGGCAUGCAGGCUCCCCACUCGGCCGGGAUGCAGGCUCCCCACUCGGCCGGCAUGCAGGCUCCCCACUCGGCCGGCAUGCAGGCUCCCCACUCGGCCGGCAUGCAGGCUCCCCACUCGGCCGGCGGCAUGCAUACGCCCUUCUCGGCUGGCGGCUCACACACCCCCUACUCGGCCGGCGGCAUGCACGCAUCCUCAUCGCCGGCCAACGCGCAGAUCCCACGCAAACGUAAGAACCAGCCGGAUAGCCCAGAAACGCAGCAGCUCCGGAGGGAGCGUCGCCGUCAGGCCUGCCGCGAAGCGGCAGCCCGGUCGCGACAGCGGACAAAGCUCGCCCGUGAGCAACGCAUCCAUGAUCUCGAAGUGGCCAAGGACCGACAUGCGGCCCUCCAGUCAGACAUCGCCGCACUGCAGGACUACCUGGCACAGGUGAAACAGUGGCUUCUCCAGCACCGGGAUUGCAUCGUGGGCACCGUGGAUACGGUCAUCUGCGAGCCACUUGAACCGGUGGCAGUGGGCGCUGGCUCAAGCUCGGGCGGGAUCGCCGACCCCGGGCACAACGCGCUCCAUCAUCCUCCCAAGCGCCCACAUCUCAGCACACCAGUCAGCGCGGGACCCGGCGCCGCUAGCGUGCCUAGCACUCGUCCAACUGGCCCCGGCACAUAG
Messenger RNA from Fonticula alba, 3363 nucleotides. RefSeq lists its product as hypothetical. Bases 1 to 3363 code for a protein of 1120 amino acids. The record is from RefSeq and is a predicted model, not a curated record. NCBI's taxonomy places the organism in Eukaryota, Rotosphaerida, Fonticulaceae. The transcript has a single exon.